Messenger RNA from Anopheles cruzii, 1500 nucleotides. RefSeq names its product probable cytochrome P450 303a1. The transcript has 3 exons. Gene Ontology annotation, molecular function: oxidoreductase activity, acting on paired donors, with incorporation or reduction of molecular oxygen; heme binding; iron ion binding. The record is from RefSeq and is a predicted model, not a curated record. Bases 1 to 1500 code for a protein of 499 amino acids. NCBI's taxonomy places the organism in Eukaryota, Metazoa, Arthropoda, Insecta, Diptera, Culicidae.
AUGUGGUACUUUGUAGCAUGCUGCGUGGUGCUGCUGUUACUAUGGCUGCACUUGGACAACUUGAAACCACCCAAUUUCCCACCCGGUCCCAAAUGGUAUCCGAUAGUUGGUAGUGCGCUGUCGAUCAUGAACGCGCGAAAUGCCACGGGCAUGCUGUGCAAGGGCGCUGAGCUCAUUGCGGCCCGGUAUCCCAAAAACCGUGGCGUGCUCGGUUUUAAGAUAGGCAAGGAUAUGGCGGUGAUGGCUAUCAGCGGCGAUUCGCUGAAGGAAAUGAUGAAUAAUGAGGACUUCGAUGGGCGACCGACGGGGAUCUUCUACGAAACUCGUACGUGGGGCCUACGCCGUGGAGUUCUGCUUACGGACGAGGAGUUCUGGCAGGAGCAGCGUCGCUUCAUCGUGCGCCAUCUCAAGGAAUUUGGCUUCGCACGCAAGGGCAUGACGGAAAUCAUCCAGAACGAGGCGUCCCACAUUCGCAAAGACUUCGAGGGACUGAUAGUGCAGGGCAACGGGAAGGCCGUCGUGCAGAUGCAGGGCGCAUUCUCCGUUUACGUGCUGAACACUCUCUGGCUCAUGAUGGCCGGAGUUCGGUACGGCAAAGACAAUGACGACUUGAAGUAUCUGCAGUCGCUGCUGCACGAGCUGUUCACCAACAUCGACAUGAUGGGAGCACUGUUCAGUCACUUUCCGUACCUCCGGUUUGUGGCCCCACGACUUUCGGGCUACCGCCAGUUCGUGGAGAUACACGAGUGUAUGCAUAAAUUCAUUGGAGAAGAGGUGGAACGGCACCAGCGCAACUUUAACCCCGACGAUGAGCCGCGCGAUCUGAUGGACAUCUAUCUGCGGACACUGCACAACAACAACGCCCCGUCGGACAGCUUUUCGCGGGAGCAGCUGCUAGCCGUGUGCCUGGACAUGUUUAUCGCCGGAUCGGAAACGACUACCAAGACCCUAGACUUUGCCUUUCUGUACAUCGUGCGCAAUCCUACAGUGAUGCGCAGACUUCAGGUUGAAAUCGACGAAGUGAUUGGGCGUAAUCGAACACCCGUACUGGAGGACCGCAUAAACAUGCCCUACUGCGAGGCAACUACCUACGAAGCGCUGAGAUUGUUCAUGUCGAAUACUUUCGGUAUUCCGCACCGAGCACUCAAGAAUACCAAACUGUGCGGCUACGACAUACCGAAGGACACUAUGUUAAUCGGGAUGUUCCGCGGCAUGAUGCUGGACGAAAACGUCUGGAACGCUCCGACUCAGUUCGUGCCCGAACGGUUCCUGAAAGACGGUAAGGUACAUAUCCCGUCGCAGUACCAUCCGUUUGGCGUUGGCAAACACCGAUGCAUGGGUGAGCUGAUGGCACGAAGCAAUCUGUUCCUGUUCAUAACCACCACGCUACAGUCGUUUGAUCUGAAACUGCCGGAGGGAGACCCACUUCCUUCGGAGGUGCCGCUCGAUGGAGCAACGCCAAGUGUAAGAAAGUAUCACGUUGUCGUUACUCGACGCUAG